GUCGACAACAACGACAAGGAUGAGUGAGCGGCAAGCACAGGCCGGGCCCAGCCGCAAGCGAGGCGAGAGAGGGGGUAGGCACAGUGAAGAGGUGCUCUCCAAGCAGAAAGAUUCGAUUGCUCGCUCUACGCGGAUUCCUGUCUCCUUGCAGCAGGCGACUCCCUCCAGCACCCUCGGUCUGCGCCCGCCAAAGUCGCUUGGCAAGAUCAAGGACAAGAAGCUCCGCGCUCACCUCGCCGAAGCACACAUCUCCCAGGUCAGGGCGGCCGAACAUGCAAAGACGGUCAACGAGUACCUCUAUGCGCCUGCGCCGGGCGAGGACGCCGGCCUACUCGAGGCGGAGGGCGACCUCGAGCGGACGUACAAGGUGACACAGUCGCAGAUCCGCGAAGCUGUCUCGGUUGACGCAGCCCGCAAGUCCUUUUCGCUGGACCUUUCUGGUGGGAAGAGAGCGGCAGGCAUGGGCCCCUAUCGAAGUGCAUACACCCGAAAUGGCCGCCAUCUGGUCCUCGGCGGACGAAAGGGCCACCUGGCUGCCUUUGACUGGCAGACGGGCAAGCUCAUGUGCGAAGUCAACGUGAACGAGACCGUUCGCGACGUUACCUGGCUUCACAAUCACUCCUUCUUUGCUGCCGCUCAGAAAAAGUACACGUACAUCUACGAUCGGCAAGGCGCGGAGGUGCAUCGGCUCAAGGAUCACAUCGACGUCAACCGCCUCGAGUUUCUGCCCUACCAUUUCCUCCUGGCCAGCGUGGGACAAGCGGGCUACCUGAAGUACCAAGACACUUCGACGGGAACCUUGAUCGCGGAGCACCGCACAGGCUUGGGCUCCUGCUCGACGAUGGCGCAGAAUCCUCUGACUGCAGUGAUUCACCUCGGCCAUGCAAACGGGACCGUGACGCUAUGGACGCCAAACCUGUCCACACCUGCACUGAAGAUGCUUGCGCAUCGCGGGCCCGUCUCUGGCAUCAGCGUCUCGGCGCACAGUGGGGGUCGAGAGAUGGCGACCAGCGGUCUCGAUGGCAGUGUCAAGGUCUGGGACAGUCGCAUGCUCGGGCGCGGAGCUGUGCGUGAGUGGCAGUCUCCCCGGCCGGCCUCGGACCUCCGCUACAGCCAACGAGGCCUGCUCGCCAUGGCGUGGGGAACGCACGUGAGCGUCUACGACACCAAACGGCCCAUAGUGUCUGGCAGCGCGCCGGGCCCGUACCUGAACAAUGGCUUUCCUCAGGGCGCGCCCAUCCAGAUUGGCUUCUGCCCCUUUGAAGAUGUCCUCGGGGUGGCGCAUGCCCGUGGAUUCGACUCUCUCGUCGUGCCCGGGUCAGGCGAGGCACGGUUCGACUCGAGCGAGGCGGAUCCAUACGAGAGCCGGAAGUCGCAGAGAGAGAGAGAGGUCAGGUCGCUCCUGGACAAGGUCCAGCCCGACACGAUCAGCCUGGACCCAGAGAUGCUGGGCCAGCUCGACGUCCCCCAGGCCGAUGCGCCGCGGGAGGAGAGUGACGACGAGGAAGAGCGGCUGAGGAUCAAGCGGCGCGGAGGAAAGGACCAGACACCGUUUGCGAGAAUGAAGCGGAUCGAGCGGCUGCGCCUGCAGGGCAAAGCGGACGAGGGUGGCGAGCCGGACCAGGACCUGGGCCAGUCUUCGGGUGAGGACGAGGAUGACGCACAGGGCGACAAGGUCAAGAGCAAGUCGGGCUGGAAUCAGGCCACGGGGCCAUCGAUUGAGGCUGGCAGGAUCAAGGAGAAGAAGAAAGCCAGAGGAAGGAAUACGACCAUGAAGCGAUUCUUGAAGAAGAAGCGCGAGAACGUCGUCGACCCCCAGACGGUGGCUGUGCGCGAGAAGCUCGAGCGGCUCAGGCAGGAGCAGCGCGAUGCACAGAGCAGCGAAGGGCUGCAGGCGAAAGAGCCCUCCGCUCUCGACGUCUUUACCAAUAAGCGAAAGCGAACCAGGUCUGCAAGAUAGAGUGUCGUGCGUGUUGCCUAGUUAUGAGAGCUGCAACAAACUACCAAUGUAUUCUUUACAAGCUAUAAUGGCUUCGCAAUGGACCGAUG
Molecule: messenger RNA, 2049 nt
Organism: Acaromyces ingoldii
Lineage: Eukaryota; Fungi; Basidiomycota; Exobasidiomycetes; Exobasidiales; Cryptobasidiaceae
Product: BING4CT-domain-containing protein
Exons: 2
Coding region: 20-1960 (646 amino acids)
Biological process (GO): maturation of SSU-rRNA from tricistronic rRNA transcript (SSU-rRNA, 5.8S rRNA, LSU-rRNA)
Cellular component (GO): small-subunit processome; 90S preribosome; nucleolus
Molecular function (GO): protein binding
Source: RefSeq, a predicted model, not a curated record